GCCGGGCUGGCGAGCGCACGGCCAUGGCCCCGUGGCUGCAGCUCUGCUCCGUCUUCUUUACAGUCAACGCCUGCCUCAACGGCUCGCAGCUGGCCGUGGCCGCGGGCGGCUCCGGCCGCGCGCGGGGCGCCGACACCUGUGGCUGGAGGGGAGUGGGGUCGGCCAGCAGAAACAGCGGGCUGCACAACAUCACCUUCAGAUAUGACAACUGCACCACUUACUUGAACCCAGUGGGAAAGCACGUGAUUGCUGAUGCCCAGAACAUCACCAUCAGUCAGUAUGCAUGCCACGACCAAGUAGCAGUAACCAUUCUUUGGUCCCCAGGGGUCCUCGGCAUCGAAUUCCUAAAGGGAUUUCGGGUAAUACUGGAGGAGCUGAAGUCGGAGGGAAGACAGUGCCAACAACUGAUUCUAAAGGACCCAAAGCAGCUCAACAGUAGCUUCAAAAGAACUGGAAUGGAAUCUCAACCUUUCCUGAAUAUGAAAUUUGAGACGGAUUACUUUGUUAAGAUUGUCCCUUUUCCUUCCAUUAAAAAUGAAAGCAAUUACCACCCCUUUUUCUUCAGAACCCGCACCUGUGACCUGCUGUUACAGCCAGACAACCUGGCCUGUAAACCCUUCUGGAAACCUCGCAACCUGAACAUCACCCAGCACGGUCCAGAUAUGCAGGUGUCCUUCGACCACGCACCACACAACUUUGGCUUCCGUUUCUUCUAUGUUCAUUACAAACUCAAGCAUGAAGGACCCUUCAAACGGAAGGCCUGUAAACAGGAACAAAAUACAGAGACAACCAGCUGCCUCCUUCAAAAUGUUUCUCCGGGGGAUUAUAUAAUUGAGCUAGUGGAUGAUUCUAAUACAACAAGAAAAGUGAUGCAUUAUGCCUUAAAGCCAGUACAUUCCCCAUGGGCUGGGCCCAUCAGAGCUGUCGCCAUCACGGUGCCACUGGUCGUCAUAUCCGCAUUCGCAACGCUCUUCACUGUGAUGUGCCGCAAGAAGCAACAAGAAAAUAUAUAUUCACAUUUAGAUGAAGAGAGCUCCGAGUCUUCCAUGUACACCGCGGCGCUCCCCAGAGAGCGACUGCGGCCGCGGCCCAAGGUCUUCCUCUGCUACUCCAGUAAAGAUGGCCAGAACCACAUGAAUGUCAUUCAGUGUUUCGCCUACUUCCUCCAGGACUUCUGUGGCUGUGAGGUGACUCUAGACCUAUGGGAAGACUUUGGUCUCUGCAGAGAAGGGCAGAGGGAAUGGGUCAUCCAGAAGAUCCAUGAGUCCCAAUUCAUCAUUGUGGUGUGUUCCAAAGGCAUGAAGUACUUUGUGGACAAGAAGAACUCCAAGCACAAAGGUGGCAGCCAAGGCUCUGGGAAAGGGGAGCUCUUUCUGGUGGCCGUGGCUGCCAUCGCCGAAAAGCUGCGUCAAGCCAAGCAGAGCUCGUCAGCGACACUCAGCAAGUUCAUCGCUGUCUACUUUGAUUAUUCCUGUGAGGGAGACAUCCCCGGCAUCCUGGACCUGAGCACCAAGUACAAGCUCAUGGACAACCUUCCCCAGCUCUGUUCCCACCUACACUCCAGAGACCCCGGCCUCCCGGAGCAGGGACAGUACCCUGGCCAUGUCAGCAGGAGGAACUACUUCCGGAGCAAAUCAGGCCGGUCCCUUUACGUCGCCAUUUGUAACAUGCACCAGUUUAUCGACGAGGAACCUGACUGGUUUGAGAAACAGUUUGUUCCCUUUCAUCCUACCCCGCCUCGCUACCGGGAGCCAGUCCUGGAGAAGUUUGACUCAGGCUUGGUUUUAAACGAUGUCAUGUGCAAACCAGGAACUGAGAGUGAUUUCUGCCUAAAGACCGAGGUGGCUGUCCCUAGGGCCUCGGCCGACGUGUACUCAGAGGGUGGGCAGUUAGGUCUGGACGAAGACACGGAAGCCCGACCCAGCCCAGAAGGCAGCUCUGUCCUGCAGCCUCUGCUGCACACGGUGAAAGCCGUCAGUGCCUCAGACAUGCCGCGGGACUCGGGCAUCUACGACUCCUCUGUGCCUUCUUCUGAGCUGUCCCUACCCCUGAUGGAAGGACUCUUUACAGACCAAACAGAGACGUCUUCCCUGACUGAAAGCGUGUCAUCCUCUUCAGGCCUGGGUGAGGAGGACCCUCCUGCCCUUCCUUCCAAGCUCCUCGUCUCUGGGGCUUGCAAAGCAGAACCUGGUUGCCUCAGCUACACUGAUGAACUCCACACAGUCGCCCCUUUGUAACAAAACAGAAGCAACUAAGCAUUGCCACUUUAGCUACUGCCUCUCUCUGGUUCUCAGCUCAUCUCUCUGGUGUGUGACCCACUUGGAGCUGAGGUCUCCUACAAGGAUAUUCAGAGUGAAAUUUGGGCCAGUACUUGCUCCCCUUGCGCCCACCCUCUGCCAGGUAUCUUGGCAAAGCCUUCAAUCUUCUUAAACCAGAUGGAGUUCGGAAAGACUUGUCCAUAAGGUCUGAUAACAUCUUGCCAUGUUAGGUCAGUCCUUGGAUUAGAGCCAAUUCUAGGAGAUGGGGCAGAAUUGUGUAACAUGAAGCAGAAAAAUACCUACACUGAUCAUUCAGAAUUUAAUUUAUCUCUACUAACUUUGCCUGAUUGCUGGUGGCUACUUUGAUUUCAAAUGCUUUGAAGAAAAAGCACUUUCAAUGCCAAAACAGCCACAGAAAUCAAGUGCCAGUCUGUCUGUAAUCCGUAUCAUUACAGGUGAUGGUUCUGUCCAUUUGGGGCAUAAGACUUACGAUGCCAUGGUUAAAAAAGCUGUGAGUCAAAGAUCAAGAGGGUGACUGAAGAUGUAAUUGCCUUUUGUAAAACUAGUCUCUCUGUCAUAGUAGGUGGCAGAGCUGGCUGAGGUGGGGGCCUCAGAGCCAGCUGACCAUCGUGACCAUUCUUGCUGAGAUGGGUUGGCCAGUGUGUAGAAGCACCAGAGCUCUGCAGCCAAGGCCUCCUCUUGAUUUGAGUAGGUAUCAUGGGGGUGUAGGAGGAGCUGAUCUGCCUGCCAGGUUCCCCUAGGUUACGUUUACUGCACUGUACCCUCAGAUGUUGGUGCCCGGAAGUUCAUUAAGAGACAGAUGCCCAAUUGGGCCGUAUUACUGGAAGUUGCAGUUCAUACUUCAGUUGGUCACUGGUCUAAAGCUGUAUCCAAAAUAUUGGGGAUCAGAAUCCACUGAAAUAUGGCAGUGUGUGGAGGUGAUAGCCAGUUAACCUGCUGAACUGGUUCGACUGAUGGUGGACCUCAUUUUAAGAAGUUGAAAAGAAGGGGCAAGGAUGAAUGUGCUCUUUGAAUAUUAUUUAAAGAAGACAUGGACCUGAAAUCAGUAUAUUCUUAAAUCUCAAAGCACUCUACCCGCACCCCAGUCUGUGAAUCGUGUUUCACUUUGUGUUUCUAUAUUCCUUACCCAAUGAAAGAGUUGUCUCUGGUGCUCCAUCCUACCGACAUAGGCAUUUAGACUUUAACAGGAGAGAAUUUGCUUUAAAAUGGAGGAAAUAAUGUCUUGUUUUUACCAGUGACUUCUCUACAGAAUUUGUUUCCAAUAGGAAAACCACUCAGAUCACAUCUGUCAGUUGGUAUGUGUGUAAAGCUGUCUGACCUUGUUCAGGGGAAUUGUCCCCCACCUGGGCCCUGGGGGUAUAAGCAUCUUCCUCCACCUGUCUUGUGGGUGCUGUUGGAUUUUGGCACUCUCUUUUUCCAGCACUCACACUGGGGACUGUGGUUUUCAUAACCAAAAAUAGGACCAGCAUGACAGGAAACCCUGAGAAACAUCCCGAGAAAAGGGUGGGAUGGGGCAGCAUUUUUCCUUCUAAGCACAUGCUGGGGCAAUGGGGAAGGGGCAUUUUGCAUCCUAGUUGGAAGGAAGAGGUUCGUAUGUAUUUUUGAUGGAGAUGCCACACUCCGUGUUCAUAGAGGCAGCUGGUAGCUUCUUGAGAAAAGAACGUGCUCGUCUGUUCUCUGGCAUCAAGUUUCCUGCAGCUGCCAUGGGGGGUUGGGGGACACAUGAGCUGCAGAAUGGUCUCCCCCAGAAACCCAGGCGACUUGUCGAAGAGACGUUCCAUGUUGUCGCCAUGGACUCCAGAACGAGCACAGAACUGCCCACACGCGACCUGCUGCUGCUCCGUCCUUGGUAUGUGUGCUGUGAAGGAGAGUGGUCAGUGCAGACUUGCUGACAUACGGAAAGUCACUUUGGAACAUCAUCAGAGAUUUCUUCUUGAGGCCAAGAAAUGGUCCUUGUCUCAAAGAAACCAGUAGCAGCUAUUUUUAGGAUGGCUAUUUAGCUUUUCAUGUAAAAUAAGGCAUCUGACAAAGUAGCUCCAGGACGGCAUGGAGGAGGGGGGGCAGUGGGAGCACCCACCAGCUCUGUGAGCUUGCGCGAAGGCUUGCUGAAUGAACUCACUGGUUAUGAACAUGGAAGGGAACAAAUGUCCUGGUUCAAAGAUCAGGUGAUGUUUUAGUCUGGAGUUAGGGUUUGGAUACUUAUAUUGAAAUACGGAUGUUUCUGAUGUUCAACAAAAUCAAACUCUUCAACAUACCAAGUAAUAAAGCCACAGUGUGAGUGUCUAACUCAGAAUAAGUUGAGAAAUCCAACUUCCUGCUUUUGCCUUCCUAGUUUUGCCUGUUUGUUUUACUUCCCAUCUCAUCAUGGGAAAUGGGAAUGGGUGUAUUGCAGACUAAGGCCAAACAUCUGGCAGAGCUACAUAUUUUGACUCACACAGUUUCCUGGACAGUGGAAAUGAUAAGAAGGAAUUCAGAUAAAGGACCUGCCAAGUCCCAGGCUUUUAGACAUUAGAGAAAGAAGAAUAUAGGGAUAAACACAAUGAAAGGCCUUGAUUCCAUGAGUAGACCAGAUGAUUUGUGGCUAAGUUAGAUGAUGUCCUCUGGACAGGGGGCCAAGGGAGGGCCUGGAUAGUUGAAAGUGGAGAGCUACUUGUUCAUCUUAACUCACCAGUGCCCUGCAGGAGGGAUUUAGCAGCUGACAUUCUGCCAGGAGACUGAUGAGAGAAGUGAAAGCCCACGUGAAGGGGUGAUUUCCACUCAGAGAAUAACUGGAAGCAAUAGACCUAGCCCAACCACACCGGGCAGAUGAGAUUCCAGAAGGUUGAUUCCUGGCUUGACGCACACUGAUCUCUAGAAAGAAAUCAGAAGUCAUUCAGGCUCGGGUGACAGGUGGGUGACAUAAGCAGGUAACAAUAUUUGGAACCAAAAAUGAGAUGGGGCCAUGAAGUCAUGAGGCAGGGUUUUUGGCUGACUUGUUAGCAAUAACUGAGGACAGUCCCUGAUCAGAUGUUUAGAAAAAUGUCUUUCACAUUGAUGACAUCUUUGGAAUUAAUAUAUAGUGAGCGAUGGAUGUUUUGCAAAGAUCAGUCUUGCUACUUCACAGUUGCAAAUGUGUGUUCUUUUUUAAAUCAACACCUAACCUCAGCCUCCCUGACUUAAGUGCCAAUAAAUAGGACCAUCCCUCCAGAAAUGUGGGAUUGUGUAAUUUUCAGAACUUUUCCUUUUUUCAGAGUUGAGCUUUUCCUUUAAAAGGAGCAAAGGCAGAGGGGAAGGGAAAUGAUUUUAUUCCUGGAGAAGAAACGACACAUCCUCGUUCCAAAAGAAAGACAGCCCGACAGUCCUCAACCACUUAAUUUGGCUCUCUUAAGGAGACUGGAAUUACUCUCUCUGUCUUUAUUGGAGAGAGGUGGAAAAUUCCAAUGUGAAGGUUGUUAACCUAUUUCAGUUGGUAUGUAUGUAAAGACUGUUGCUCUUGUUUGGUAGAUGUUAUGCCUAUAGGGGGCACCAAUGUCACAGACCAGGUGUAAGUAAAACAGCUGUAUGAUGGAUGAUACAUGGCAAUGAUUUGUCUUCUCAGUGUCCGAGAGACUAUAGGGAAUAGUGGGGACUGUAGCAAAUUGAAGCUCUCCUGCUCCAGCCAGUUGUGGCCAUGCAUUGAUAUGUUUUUCAAGAGAAACUAAGAAUCUUGAUUCUUAUGAAAAAUUCUGAUUUUUAAAAUAUCGGCAACUAAAUGAAAAAUUUUUUAAGUGAAUGCAGGCCCUAUGGAACCUUGGGUGGACCUGAUUUGACCCAUGAGCUGCCUAUUUACCACCUCUCCUUUAUAAGAUUUGAAAUGAAAGUCAUCCAUAGUAAUUAUAGACAGUUUGAUGCCACCAGAAAUUGCUCUUACUAAAUGCAGCCAGUAGCUGGAGUGUGUCUUUCUGCCUGCUCCCCCAAGGAAAUCAAUAUGAUUGUCAAUAUAUUUUAACUGUUUUGAUUAUUUCUUUACAUUUUGGGGUGUCAACAGAAAGGCAAGCCAAUUAUUCAUUUCAAACUCAAUUUGUUUCCCAAUGAAAAAAUAUGACACUUGGAAUGAUUUCUCUUAAGUUCCAGAAUCUAGAAGACCUUAUUUAUAGUUUUAGCUUUUGGCUCAAUAAUUUUUUAGAUGAUGUGUAAUUCUGAGCAUAGCCCAAGUCAUAAGGAAAGUAGGCAUUGUGAGGUGUAGGGCAAGGAAUGUCUCAAGUGCUUGCCCCAGCCAGGUAGUUACAAUGUUUUGCAUUUCCAAUGAUCUGUGAAUUGACUGUUUCAGAGGUAUGAAACCAUUUCUGGAGGGAAGUUUUUCCUGAUAGUGAGAUAUCAGUUAGGACUCCCUAUGGGGUGUUGGGUCAGCCUGGCUAUAUUAUCUCCUCUUCAGGCUCAGGGUAAAAAUAAACAAAAGGAAGUAUGACUGUAAGCCAAUAGCUUUGAUUGUGAUUUCAGAGUUUGGGGCCUUGGAGAAAGUUUGGAUUAUCUAGCAUAUUCUGCUCUGGCAUCAGACCGGGCUGUCUCUGAAUUAUUGUAGACAUAUGGCUGUGGAUGGGAUUCUGGAUUUUCAGCAAAGGAGAUUCUAUAACCUACACUGCUGAUCAGAUAGUUCUUUGUGAGUCUUCCUUACAGAAAUUCAAACCAGCCUUUUGUUUGGCAUGUAGUGGAGAAAGAACAGCUGGUCACCUUCCCUGCAAUGAAGUCAUCCCCCUGGUGUUUUUAUUUCACUGAUAAUCCCACCUACUUAAACCAUUCUUCAUAGCUCUUGUUUUCCAAGGGCCUAAUAAUUUUCACUGCUAUUUUGUUUCUCAGCUUCACGCUUAGUUUAGUUGCCCAAACAGAAUGUGGUGCUUUAUUCACAUCAGUGCCUUGUCAAGACCAAGCUCAGGAUGGGGAUUACAGGGAAUUGCUUGUGUCUGGCUUCUUGUACUUACACAUUUAAUAGCACUUUUUUAAAAAAUGGUGUAACACCUAUUUUUCACUUGGAGGAUUAUUGGACUGCUACAUUCAGAUUUUUCCUUGGUCACAUGCUGUUUCCCCUUCUUGGGUCAAAUACUAGGUGCUUGUUCCUGUGUCAUUCCUGAGCUGCUUCAAGACCAGCUCUUGUGUUCUAGGUGGCUCCCUCCCAAUUUUGAAUUCUAUUUUUACUUAUUUCUAGACAUUGCUAUAAAUUCAUAAUGUACAAUAUUAAGUGGUGCAGACUUCAGUUUCAUUGCUGGCCAGAUAGACAAGGGGUAAUUUGCAAAGAGGUUCAGUGGAGGACCUCUUGGGAAUUAUAGUUAGGUGUCUUCCUUCCUGCUCUUUGGCUUCAUCCCCAAAUUUAGCUAGGACCCACACAUUCCUCAAGGAACUUUACCUUAUUCUAAAGGACUGGAGCCAUGGCUCUGAAUUGACCAAGCACUGUGUUUUGUGGUCAAAAGUUUGACAAAAGCAAACCAUUGUGAUCCAUAUCUGAUGUUUAUAACUAUUGAAUAAGAUUUCAGUUGCAAAGUUUCAGGUAAACUGUACAUGAUAUAGGCAAGGUUGGCUGCUCCGUUUGUUAGACAAAAAAAUAGACCUUUGGGUUACACUGAUGUGUAAUUGUCUGUUUUAAAGAAAAAAAUGUGAUGAAUCUGGACAGAGCAAAAACUUUUGUAAAAACCAAAUGAGUUCAUUUAGAGAGUAGGUGUAACUUCUACUUUCACUGUUAGAUUUUUUUCUUCCCUGCAGAAGCCCCCAUUACUGAAUUCUAGGAGGGGGAGCCUGUGGAAUUUGUGGUUAUUGCCAUUGUGCUUGUUUCAUCUUUAAGUUUGUCCUUCGUGGGGUUUGGUGGAAUAGUGAGCACUGACAGACUGUAGCAGUGUGCUAGCUUUUUUUAAUUGAAAAUGUUAAUGUCAUAUUUGAUGUGUACAUAAUUCUGUAAAUAGGUGACAGUAGAUCACAGCUGACAUUUGCAAAAUGUUUUUGUACCUUAGAGUUUCUGCAUCAAAUAAAAUGUUUUGUUCUAAGAGCGUAGUGGCUCAUUAUUCUACCUCAUGUGUCCCGAAUAGCUGGGGUUCCCACUGCAGUUUUCUGCAGGCUCCGCCUCAGAGACGGAGAAAUUAUCAAGGACUGGGAAGUGAAUGUGGCCAGAAGCACUUGCAUUCUGAGAAGAGGGCCUGCUGCCGGUCUCCAUUUGCCUCACCCUUUGCAUGGUGUCUACAGCGGGGACAGAGGUUACCUCCAUCAAGAAGAAAUUUGGACCUUCUUUGCAGAAAUUUGAAAAGAACCAAUGAUGUUAGAGAGCCACAAGCAAAUUUCCUGUCGUUCAAACAGGUGCCUGUUCUUCUGCUAACAUCUUGCUGCUCAUCAACUUCGGGGUGAGUUGUGACCCUGCAAUGGCACCUUUGGGCCUGGGUUUCUUAUCUCUGGAAUGGACCCAUCAGAGAGCCUACUUCACUGCAUGGUGAAUUGGAAUAGGGUGAUGAAUAUAAGUGCUCACUGGCAUGUUGAUAGUGAGCAGACAAUGGCAGGAAUGCAGGAGAAAACAAGAAUGAGGGGUGAGAAAUAGCAGGGACACAGAAGCCACAGGAUUCUGGCCAUUUCACAAAAAAAGGCUAUGUGA
Molecule: messenger RNA, 8865 nt
Organism: Talpa occidentalis (Iberian mole)
Lineage: Eukaryota; Metazoa; Chordata; Mammalia; Eulipotyphla; Talpidae
Gene: IL17RD
Product: interleukin 17 receptor D
Exons: 13
Coding region: 24-2237 (737 amino acids)
Molecular function (GO): interleukin-17 receptor activity
Source: RefSeq, a predicted model, not a curated record